AUGGGUACUGGUAAGAAAGAGAAAUCUAGACGUAUUCGUGAAGGUGACACCAAAGAUGGUAAUCUUCGUGUGAAGGGUGAGAAUUUCUACAGAGACUCCAAGAGAGUCAAAUUUCUGAAUAUGUACACUAGUGGGAAGGAGAUCAGGAACAAGAAAGGUAACUUAAUUAGGGCUGCUUCUUUCCAGGACUCCACGAUACCGGAUGCGAGGGUCCAACCGGAUCGUCGUUGGUUCGGUAACACAAGAGUGAUAUCACAGGAUGCCUUGCAGCAUUUCAGGAGUGCAUUGGGAGAAACUCAAAAAGACACAUAUCAGGUUCUUCUGAGAAGAAACAAGCUUCCUAUGUCAUUGUUGGAAGAAAAGGAUACUGAUGAAUCACCAAAAGCCAGAAUCCUGGACACCGAGAGUUAUGCUGAUGCGUUCGGGCCCAAAGCGCAAAGAAAGAGACCACGUCUUGCCGCAUCUAAUCUAGAGGACUUGGUCAAGGCUACAGAUGAAGACAUUAACAAGUAUGAGGAAAAGCAAGUCUUAGAUGCCACUUUGGGGCUAAUGGGGAACCAGGAAGACAAAGAAAAUGGGUGGACGGCUGCAGCAAAAGAAGCCAUUUUUAGUAAGGGUCAGUCCAAACGUAUUUGGAACGAAUUAUAUAAAGUGAUCGAUUCUUCUGACGUGGUAAUACACGUUCUAGAUGCAAGAGAUCCAUUGGGUACACGUUGUAAGUCCGUGGAAGAGUAUAUGAAGAAGGAAACACCACACAAACAUUUGAUAUACGUUCUUAACAAGUGUGAUUUGGUACCUACCUGGGUUGCAGCAGCUUGGGUCAAACAUUUAUCGAAGGAACGUCCAACUUUGGCGUUCCAUGCAUCCAUUACCAACUCCUUUGGUAAAGGUUCGUUAAUCCAAUUACUACGUCAGUUCUCCCAGUUGCAUACUGAUAGAAAGCAAAUCUCCGUUGGGUUUAUCGGUUAUCCAAAUACUGGCAAAUCAUCCAUCAUUAACACGUUGAGAAAGAAAAAAGUGUGUCAAGUGGCACCAAUCCCUGGUGAAACUAAAGUCUGGCAAUAUAUUACUCUUAUGAAAAGAAUUUUUUUAAUUGAUUGUCCAGGUAUUGUACCACCUUCUAGCAAGGAUUCCGAAGAAGACAUUUUGUUUAGAGGUGUAGUCAGAGUCGAACAUGUCACGCAUCCAGAGCAGUAUAUCCCAGGUGUCCUGAAACGUUGUCAGGUUAAGCACUUAGAAAGAACCUAUGAAAUCUCAGGAUGGAAGGACGCCACUGAGUUUAUUGAAAUUCUGGCAAGGAAGCAAGGUAGAUUACUGAAGGGUGGUGAGCCCGAUGAGUCUGGCGUUUCCAAGCAAAUACUGAACGAUUUUAACAGAGGUAAGAUCCCUUGGUUCGUCCUUCCACCUGAAAAGGAAGAGGAAGCCAAACCAAAGAAGACAGAAGUUGGAAAGACAGCAUAG
This is a messenger RNA of Saccharomyces paradoxus, 1461 nucleotides long. It is a transcript of the gene NOG2, whose product is annotated as putative GTPase NOG2. Gene Ontology annotation, molecular function: GTP binding. Gene Ontology annotation, cellular component: nucleolus. Bases 1 to 1461 code for a protein of 486 amino acids. The transcript has 2 exons. NCBI's taxonomy places the organism in Eukaryota, Fungi, Ascomycota, Saccharomycetes, Saccharomycetales, Saccharomycetaceae. The record is from RefSeq and is a predicted model, not a curated record.